AUGCUAAGAACUCAAUAUUUAUUGAACAAGGAAAACUAUAUUCAUUUGAACUUACAAUUAAAGAUAUUUACUAGAGCAAUUAUUCACAAAGAGGUGCAGCAAUAAACUGCUAUUAUUGUUCUGGAUUAGAAAUUAGAAACUCUUAAUUCAUAAAUUUAAGAUCAGCAGAAGGAGGAGCCAUAUCAAUAAUAGAAGCAGAUCUAAGUCGGUGGUGCUAUCUCAGCAUAGAAUCCAUAAUCAGUAUUAAUAAGAGAUUGCUAAUUUAUUCAGAAUCAGGCUAUUCUCAUGAAUGAUUAAUAAACAUAGUCAUCCUUAAAAGGAUCAGGAGGAGCAAUUUACUAUACUUGUAAUUAAGAUAUUCAAAACUGUUUAAUGAAGUUUGAGGAGCAUAACAAUAUGGUGAUGAUAUUGCUUGCUUUGCAUAAAAAUUAGGAUCUUUGA
This is a messenger RNA of Stylonychia lemnae, 441 nucleotides long. Lineage: Eukaryota; Ciliophora; Spirotrichea; Sporadotrichida; Oxytrichidae. The record is from the annotation of a GenBank genome assembly.